UGGGGUGCCCCGAGUCAGACAACCUGCCUCUAGACCUGAAAACACAAACACAACGGAGAUCUCAGCCAAGGACGGCUCACUGAAUGCCACGCUGCUCUAUCGGCAGCUACUGGUGGAGAGCAGGAUCAGUAAGUCAGUGCGAGAGGGUAAGAGAGGAGAGAGGCGAAGCAGAAAGUGAGCAGCAAGUAGGUCAUCAGUGUUCUGUUUCCCUAACAGGUUGUGUGAGCCUGUGGCAGACUAGUGGCGGUGUUGCACGUGGAACAAGGGAUCAGAAAGAAGAGAAAGAGUGCAGAAGAAAACGAGGGAACGUCCCGGCGUAACAGCGAAAAAGGGGCAAGACGUGUACUGUCGUGCUGCGGCUGUCUGUGGUCCACCUCGCCAUGUGGGUCUUGGCUGUGGUGUGGUUCUCUGGGGUGCUCAUAAGGGCCGAGGCACAGGGCACCGCCAGCUUCUGGAGAGGGAACGACCGAAGCGGGCGCUGCCAGUACAGCUUCACUGUGGACAGCCCCACGGAGGCCAGCUGCCCCUUGCCAGGCUCCAGCCCGGAGGUGGAAGCCCUGAAAUCCCGGCUGGCUCUGCUGGAGGUGCUGGUGGCCCACCUGGCCGGGGGCGAGACGGGGCCAGGCCCGGCACCGAGGCUCCAGGAGGCCUACACCCAGGCGUUGAGCGAGAAGACCCAGCUGCAGAGGGAGAAGGACAGGCUGGGCCAGCGGGUGGAGGAGCUCCAGCGGAGGGUGGAGGAGCUCCAGCAGGAGGCUGAGAGGCUGAGGAGCAGACCCUGUGCACAGCCUCCGCCCCCCAGCACGCCGCUGUAUGACAACAGGCCCAGCCCAGCUGGUGGCAGUGGUGACCCCUCCUGGCACAGUGGCAGUCCGGGCUACCAGGAGUUGAAGGCUGAAGUUGCUAAGAUACCUGCUCCAAGCCCAGAGGAUGCUGACGAUACUAAAGGCUGUGGAGAGCUGCUGUCGGUGGGCGAGCCCUUCACCCACCGCAAGACUGACACCAUCUCAGGCAAGUACGGCGUGUGGAUGCAGGACCCCGAGGCCGUGUCCCCAUACGGCCCCGGCAUGGUGUGGCGCAUCGACACGGUUGGCAACGAGGUGCGGCAGAUCUUCGGCUACGAGGACCUGCAGCAGUUGUCUCGGGGUUUCCCCACGAAAGUGCUGCUCCUGCCUGAAGCCGUAGAGAGCACAGGCGCCGCCAUGUUCCGUGGCUCCCUCUACUACCAGCGGCGCCGCAGCCGCACGCUGCUCCGCUACGAUCUGGCCUCGGAGAGCGUGGCGGCCCGCCGCGACCUCCCGCACGCCGGCUUCCACGGCCAAUUCCCCUACUCGUGGGGCGGCUACACGGACAUUGACUUCGCGGUGGAUGAGCAGGGUCUCUGGGUCAUCUACAGUACCAACAAAGCCAGGGGGGCCAUCGUGAUCUCCCUGCUGGAUCACCACAACCUGGAGGUGAAGAGGAGUUGGGAGACCAACAUCCGCAAGACCACGGUAGCCAACGCGUUUAUGAUCUGUGGCAGGCUGUACACAGUGGCCAGUUACUCCUCGCUCAACACCACCGUCAACUACAGCUUUGACACAGCAACCGGCGUAAGCAAGGCGGUUGCCAUUCCGUUCAAAAAUAGGCAUCGUUACAACAGCAUGAUUGAUUACAACCCAGGUCAGAGGAAGCUCUUUGCCUGGGAUAACCACCACCUCGUGUCCUACGACGUGCGGCUGGGCAAACCACAGUGAGGCGGUACAUAGUGAAGAUGGUUAUAGAGGCAUCAUGGAGGGGCAGACAGGUCACAAACUGCAAAAAAAAGAGGAUGUAUUGGCUUUGCCAUUAAUAGCGCACCUACAGCUCUCACUGAUGUAAACAUGUCAUACUGAGAAGCAUCAAGAUAUAUCACCAUUAAUCAAUCAAGAAGACCAGGUAAAUACAGGUAAAUGCCUGUCAAGCUCAAAUAUAGAAUAGAACGCAGGAAACUUAGAAGCACCUCUUACCUCUGAAGUAUAUUCAAGCUCCCAAAAUCAGAUACGCUUCUGAUCUGGUUUGCCCAGAACAUACCAAUACAGUCACACGAUGUUGCUCUGGUGUCCUAUAGCCUAGCUAAGGAUCUUUUUUGCUUCCACAGCUGGCCUGUCAACAUUGCUCCUGUUGAAUCAGUUCUUCUUUGAAAUAGUUGUUUAAAUGUAUAGUGCACAGGUCUUUGACCAGCAUAUUGUAGAACUGGUGAGAAACAAUUUGCUCCUUUUCCUGAUCUUGGCAGAGUUCAUGCAGGGUCACUUUCAGAAGGCCGUAUUUUGAAUGGGAGUUUUAUGUAUACCUUGUAGUGGCGUGGCCCACUGUAUGUUUUGAACAGAGAAAUUAUUUUUCUACCUUUCCUUGUCAAUGGCAUCUAAUGUGUUUUUCUGUACAGCACUGAAAAGGGGAGGAAACUACAUUCAGCAGACCAAUACUGAACUAUAGUACUUCCCCCAGACGUAAACACAAGCAGCUAAUUUCUGUAUGUAUUAAAAGGUGUCUAAUGCACCUCACACCAGCUUGCUUUAGGUUAUAGAAGCUCCCAAGAAGUUCACAAGUCAACACGGUAUAGUACUCGGUCAUUCAUUUCUGAACUCAUAAAAACUGAAUAAAAGAGGAAAUAUUGAAUAAUG
This is a messenger RNA of Electrophorus electricus (electric eel), 2642 nucleotides long. RefSeq names its product myocilin (gene myoc). Gene Ontology annotation, cellular component: Golgi apparatus. The record is from RefSeq and is a predicted model, not a curated record. Gene Ontology annotation, biological process: signal transduction; osteoblast differentiation. NCBI's taxonomy places the organism in Eukaryota, Metazoa, Chordata, Actinopteri, Gymnotiformes, Gymnotidae.